UUGCAAAUAAAUUAUUAAUUCGUUUAAAUAAAUUAUCAACUGUUUAACUGGCACCAAAAAAGUUUCAUUCUUCUUUUCAAAGAAGCUCAAUUUCACACAGAUCUUAAAUAAUCUCUCUUUCUCAAUCAUUCUUCUACCAACGGCGGUGAAUAGUGCUCGGAAUGUCUCCAAAGCCAUCGGAAAAUGGAAUCGACGGCGACGAUGAGAGGGACGACGAAGAAGAAGAAGAUUCUGAAGAAGAGGAGGAGGAGGAAGAAGAAGAGGAUGAGCCGAGGUUGAAGUAUCAGAGAAUGGGUGCAAGUGUGCCGUCGCUUCUGUCUGCUGAUGCUGCCACUUCUAUUGCCGUCUCUGAACGAAUGAUCGCCUUUGGUACACACGGUGGAGCUGUUCACAUUCUCGAUUUCCUUGGUAAUCAGGUCAAGGAGUUUGCUCCUCACACUGCUUCUGUCAAUGACCUUUGCUUUGACACAGAAGGAGAAUACGUCGGUAGCUGCUCUGAUGAUGGCUCUGUUGUAAUAAAUAGUCUUUUUACUGAUGAGAAGAUGAAAUUUGAGUAUCACCGACCAAUGAAGGCCAUUGCUCUAGACCCAGACUAUGCAAGAACAUCUUCCAGAAGAUUUGUCACUGGUGGUUUGCCUGGUCAAUUGUAUUUAAAUGUUAAGAAGUGGCUAGGCUAUCGUGACCAGGUUUUGCACUCUGGUGAAGGUCCAAUUCAUGCGGUGAAGUGGAGAACUAGCCUCGUUGCCUGGGCGAAUGAUACAGGAGUUAAAGUCUAUGAUGCUUGCAAUGAUCAGCGUAUAACAUUCAUUGAAAGACCUCGUGGGAUUCCACUCCCUGAACUGCUGCUCCCACAUAUUGUUUGGCAGGAUGACAGUCUUUUGGUCAUUGGUUGGGGAACAUCUGUGAAAAUCGCAUUGAUAAGAACGACUCAAAGCAAGGGCGUGAAUGGGACAUACAAGCAUAUGCCUAUGUCUGGUCUGAAUCAGGUGGAUAUAGUGGCAUCUUUUCAAACCAGCUAUUUCAUUUCAGGAAUUGCUCCCUUUGGUGAUUCUUUGGUUAUUCUAGCUUAUAUACCGGGUGAAGAAGAUGGAGAGAAAGACUCCAGUAGCACUAUUCCCUCCAGGCAGGGAAAUGCCCAAAGACCAGAAGUGCGAGUUGUGACGUGGAAUAAUGAUGAGCUCGCAACGGACGCUCUUCCUGUACACGGCUUUGAGCAUUACAAGGCCAAAGACUAUUCGCUGGCUCAUGCUCCAUUCUCUGGUAGCAGCUAUGCAGGAGGUCAGUGGGCUGCUGGUGAUGAACCCCUAUACUAUAUUGUAUCCCCCAAGGAUGUGGUUAUUGCAAAACCACGGGAUGCAGAGGAUCACAUUAAUUGGCUUCUCCAGCAUGGAUGGCAUGAGAAAGCUUUAGAAGCGGUUGAAGCCAAUCAGGGUCAGAGUGAACUACUUGAUGAGGUUGGUUCAAGAUACCUUGAUCAUUUGAUUGUUGAAAGAAAAUAUGCUGAAGCAGCAUCUUUGUGUCCAAAGUUGUUGCGAGGAUCAGCUUCCGCAUGGGAAAGAUGGGUUUUCCACUUUGCACAUCUCCGGCAGCUUCCAGUUUUGGUUCCAUAUAUCCCAACUGAAAACCCAAGAUUACGUGAUACGGCUUAUGAGGUAGCUCUUGUUGCUUUGGCGACAAAUCCAUCUUUUCACAAGGAUCUGUUAUCAACGGUCAAAUCUUGGCCACCUCACAUUUAUUCUACAAAGCCUGUUUUCUCUGCUAUUGAACCUCAGUUUAAUACCUCAUCUAUGACUGAUCCACUCAAAGAGGCGCUAGCUGAGUUAUAUGUAAUUGAUGGACAACAUGAUAAAGCUUUUGCUCUUUAUGCUGAUCUUAUGAAACCGGAUCUAUUUGAAUUCAUCGAAAAGCAUAAUUUGCAUGAUGCUGUUCGUGAAAAGGUCGUCCAACUAAUGAUGAUCAGCUGCAAGCGUGCAGUACUAUUAUUAAUCCAGCAGCGUGACUUAAUACCGUCAUCUGAAGUGGUAUCACAGCUUAUUGCUGCAAGGGAUAAGUGUGAUUACCGAUACUUUUUGCAUCUCUAUCUUCAUUCACUUUUUGAAGUGAAUCCCCAUGCUGGAAAGGAUUGCCAUGACAUGCAGGUUGAGCUGUAUGCUGACUAUGAUCCUAAGAUGCUGCCUACCUUUCUUAGAAGCAGCCAGCAUUAUACAUUGGAGAAGGCUUAUGAAGUUUGUGUGAAGAAAGAUUUACUGAAAGAGCAAGUUUUCAUCCUUGGAAGAAUGGGGAAUGCAAAGCAAGCGCUUGCUGUUAUCAUUAAUAGGUUAGGAGAUAUAGAAGAGGCCAUAGAAUUUGUAAGCAUGCAACAAGAUGAUGAACUCUGGGAAGAACUGAUAAAACAAAGUUUUCAUAAGCCUGAAAUGGUUGGUGUAUUGUUAGAGCAUACUGUAGGGAAUCUUGAUCCACUCUACAUUGUCAAUAUGUUGCCCAAUGACCUGGAGAUACCUCGUCUGAGGGAUCGUCUGGUCAAGAUUGUGACAGACUACAGGACAGAGACUUCUCUUAGACAUGGGUGCAAUGAUAUACUCAAGGCUGAUUGCAUGAAUUUGUUGGUUAAAUAUUACAAAGAAGCGAAGCGCGGUGUUUGCUUGAGUGAUGUAGAUGAUGUAUCUUCCUGCAGGGGUGAGAAGAGUGCUUCACAUCUGGGAGAGAGAACAAUGAGCAUGAAAGCCGUGGAAGUUAAGUCUAAAACCAGGGGAGGUGGAAGGUGCUGCAUAUGUUUUGAUCCAUUUUCUAUACUGAAUGUAUCAAUCAUUGCAUUCUUUUGUUGUCAUGCCUUUCAUACAACGUGUCUUAUGGAGUCCACCAUUUCCAUUGGUGGCAAUAAAGAGACAGGAAUCGCUGCCCAGAGGACUGUCUCAUAUGAUGAAUAUGAUAAUGGUGUUAACGAUGAUUAUGAGGGUGAGGACGAAGAAGAGGAUACCUCUUCAGGUGCCCCACAGAUGCGUUGUAUUUUGUGUACCACAGCUGCAGGUUAAAUAUCUGCUAAUUUUGUUCCUGUACCAUAGUUGUGCGUGGUGUGUGCAUAUAUGUUGAGCUUGUGCGAUUUAGAUACUAGCAUCUUCUUGUACUAAGGUCUGUAGCUUUAGUAAAUUGUACCAUUUUUUAUUUUUGAGUUCCUUUCCCUGCUCAAUUCCCUAAGAUAAUAGGGUGCGAGAAUAAAUGCAGUUUUCCAGAUUUCCUGUACUAUUGUUUUUGAGUGUGUGAAAAUUGACUGGUGCUCGAAGUAUUACCGCCAA
Molecule: messenger RNA, 3293 nt
Organism: Solanum dulcamara
Lineage: Eukaryota; Viridiplantae; Streptophyta; Magnoliopsida; Solanales; Solanaceae
Product: vacuolar protein sorting-associated protein 41 homolog
Exons: 19
Coding region: 162-3032 (956 amino acids)
Biological process (GO): vesicle-mediated transport; endosomal vesicle fusion; cellular response to starvation
Cellular component (GO): late endosome; HOPS complex
Molecular function (GO): protein binding
Source: RefSeq, a predicted model, not a curated record